Messenger RNA from Stomoxys calcitrans (stable fly), 711 nucleotides. RefSeq names its product cytochrome P450 4d2-like. The transcript has 2 exons. NCBI's taxonomy places the organism in Eukaryota, Metazoa, Arthropoda, Insecta, Diptera, Muscidae. The record is from RefSeq and is a predicted model, not a curated record. The coding region runs from base 85 to 711 and encodes 208 amino acids. Gene Ontology annotation, molecular function: heme binding; iron ion binding; monooxygenase activity.
UUUGUUAAAUACUCGAUGGGAAGACAGUAUCAAAACGGCUUUCAAAACGACAAUCUUCAAUGAAUUUUUAAACGCAUUCUGAAAAUGUGGUGGCUUAUCUUCAGUUUUAUAUUUUCAAGUCUCAUCAUCUGGGAUGUUUUAAAGAGGCAACGGCAUAAUCUUGUUCUCAAACAAUCCUCUAUCAAAGGGCCAUAUUUUAUUGAGCCCCUCAUCGGAGAUUCAUGGCUGGGAUUGGGCAAUGAUAGAGCAAAUGUUUUUCGUCUUUUUGCCAAGCUCAAAAAUAAAUACGGAAGAGUUUAUCGCUUGUGGCUAUUUUAUGAUUUAAUGUUGGUCAUUUCGGAUGUGAAAUAUUUCGAAACAAUUCUAACCUGUACAAAUACCAUUAAGAAAUCAUUCAUCUACGAUAUGUUUACCAAGUGGUUGGGUGAGGGCCUAUUGCUAAGUCAUGGCUCGAAAUGGUACGCUAGACGAAAACUUCUCACGCCCACCUAUCAUUUCAAGAUACUGGAGGAUUUUGUGGAGGUAUUCGAUCAACAGAGUCGAGUAUUGGUAAAACGCCUCCAUCCAAUGGCCGAUGGCAAGACGGUUUAUAAUAUUUUCCCAGUUAUAUGCCCCACCGCAUUGGACAUCAUUACGGAAACGGCCAUGGGAGUAAAGGUGAAUGCUCAGGAUCAUCCGGACUUUCCCUACGUCGAAGCAGUAAAAAAGUAA